Molecule: messenger RNA, 1842 nt
Organism: Colletotrichum graminicola M1.001
Lineage: Eukaryota; Fungi; Ascomycota; Sordariomycetes; Glomerellales; Glomerellaceae
Product: SAM domain-containing protein
Exons: 3
Coding region: 1-1842 (613 amino acids)
Biological process (GO): nuclear-transcribed mRNA poly(A) tail shortening; regulation of mRNA stability
Cellular component (GO): P-body
Molecular function (GO): protein binding; translation repressor activity; mRNA binding
Source: RefSeq, a predicted model, not a curated record
AUGUCUGGCAGUCACAUUGCGGGAAACCGCAAUAGCACCCCGGAGGCGAACACGACGCCUACACUCCGCCCCCCUUCCUCGAGAGCUGUCGGGGCCAACAGUCACUUGAGGGCUUCCGCCGACAUGGCCGCACUCUCCAACUCAUCUCCCUCGAGCCGCAUCCGCCCUUCGUCCGACUUUUACGGUUCUCAACAGGCCCAGGGCCAUGGCAAUCCCGAUACGGAUCCCCAAGACAAGAUCGCGCAGCAGUGGAUUGCCGACAUUGACCAAUAUGAGACGACUUUGGAAGAGAUGGCUGCAGCCACUCUAGACCAGGACUUCAAAGAUGAGCUUAGUGCUAUCGAGCAGUGGUUCAGAGUUCUCAGCGAGGCUGAGCGCACUGCCGCUCUUUACGCCUUGUUGCAGCAGACCACGCAGGUUCAGAUUCGCUUCUUCAUUCAGGUCUUGCAGCAGAUGGGCAAGAAUCACCCAAUGUCUGGCGUUCUGUCCCCGGCCAACUUCGACAAAGACCCCAUGUCGAACCGUCUCAGCGAUGCCAUGAACAAGUUGAACGUUGACUCAUCGCGGAACUCUCUUGCUCGCCCCUCGAGCACCGCGACCGGUAAGCGACAGUCGGGCCUUGAUCCGUCUACCAUCAAUGCUAUGUUUCCGGAUGCCGCUGCAGCUAUCGCAACCGAGAAAGCCAAGUUCACGCAACAGACGGGCAACCCUCCCUCGUCUAACCGUAAUAGCGCUAUAGGCGAUGCUCGCCAGUCUCUGACUGCCCCGACAAUUGCUGCCCCUGGCGACAACCACGAUCCGAAUGGUCAGAACCAGUCCUCUCAUUGGACUGGCGGCGAUCAGUCUGGUCAAGUAUCUAAACCCCACGCUGGCCAGCCCCCAAUGGGUCAGUUUGUUCAACCGCCUCCGUCGGGUGGUUUGCGAUCCCCUCGUCCGCAGAUCUCGGGCAGCCAGAACAUCCAGAACACCACCUUGACAGCCGGCGACAAGCCAGGAGAUAUGCCACUACUGUCUCCUUACAAUCCUAGUGGUGGCAACUGGGCGUCGAUGGUCAACACUCCGCUCGUGGCAAACUUCAAUGCCAACAGCGGCACGCAGGCGGACAUGGUUGCAAACGCUACGGCGAUGAAGUUAGCGGCACUUUCGACUGUCAACAACCGCUUCGCUCUCGAUGAUGUCCGCAAGUACCGUCGUGCCCGGUCCAAUGACGCUCCGGGCACUCCUGGCCAGCAAGGAAUGCCACAAGGUGCACAGGGUGUCAAUGUUCCCGGUGCCAACGUUGUCAUGAUCAACGAGCAUGGGCAGGUUCUCAGCCGCGAGCAGAUGCUUGCCCUGCAAGCCCAGAACAUUGGCUUUGGUCAGCAUCGAUCUCGGCCCAACUCUCCCGGCAUUGCGAUGCAACCGGGCGGCUUUGGGCCUAUGGCCUUUGCUUCUCCUCAAAACAACGGUUUUCUGAGUGCCUAUGACGGGGCUUCUCCCCUACUCAACAACGGCAUGCCUUCGAUGAAUGUGGGCCAGUUGGGCGUAGGCAACCAUGAAGGUUAUCUGUCAGACCACUCCGAUAUGGUCCGCGGUCGAUCUCCUCGUGGACGGAGAGGCAGCUCGAAGCCGCCGGAAGACCCGACGGAUCCAACAUUGUUGCAAGAUAUCCCAUCCUGGCUCAGAAGCUUGCGGCUGCACAAGUACACGGACAACCUCAAAGACAUGAAGUGGCAUGAGUUGAUCGAGCUUGACGACAAGGCCCUGGAGGACCGUGGAGUCAACGCCCUCGGGGCUAGGCGGAAGAUGCUCAAGGUUUUUGAGCAAGUCAAGGAUGCCAAAGCCGAGGGGAAAAUCGCCUAA